CCGUGAGGUGAAAAUUGAAAAGGAGUGGAGAAAGAAAAGUGCGUAAAAAAUGUAGCAUGAAGCUUGCAAGCCGGGACGAGAAGUAAGCUCACACCUAUCAUUCUAUAAAUCUGCCCAGCAGGCACCUCCCCCUUUCCACCUUUCUCUUUCUCAGCCAUCUCUGUUUUCUGUAAAUUCCAUCCAAAAACAAAAGAUUUUCUCCUCAAACAAAAACAGAUCGAAGAUCGAUCGAUCAGCUAGCUGCUGCACUAGCUUAGACCGGUUACAUAUACGUACGUAGGUUGAUGACGUCGUCGGAUGGUGGACCAAUGAAAAGCGGCGCCCAGGGAAGGAGCCGGCAGAUGCUGAAGAAGGGGCCGUGGACGACGGCAGAGGACGCGAUUUUGAUGGAAUACGUGAAGAAGCACGGCGAAGGGAACUGGAACGCGGUCCAGAGGAACUCCGGGCUGAUGAGGUGCGGUAAGAGCUGUAGGCUAAGGUGGGCCAAUCAUCUCAGGCCUAAUCUCAGAAAGGGCGCCUUUUCUCCCGAUGAAGAACGUCUCAUUGUUCAGCUUCAUUCCAAGCUCGGCAACAAGUGGGCUCGCAUGGCCGCUCAGUUGCCGGGAAGAACUGAUAACGAGAUAAAGAAUUAUUGGAACACGAGGCUAAAGAGGAGACAGAGAGCUGGAUUGCCUAUUUAUCCUCAAGAAAUUCAACCCCAAAACUCAUACUAUCCCAAUGCCCAGAUCCUAAUGUCCACCUCUUCUUCACCUCCCCUGUCUGCGCUUCUAUCAGCGCCGCCGCCGCCACCCAAGCCCGCCGCCGCUUACAAUCCCUCUAUGUCCAUGUACGACCACAUGUUGGACCGUUCUCCGGCGGCCUUGAAAUCUCCCGCUCCACCUCCCCAUACCCAUAAUUCUCAUCAUUUCAAGUUUCUCACACGCUCUGCGCACGGUGAUCUUGCUUUGACGUUGGCCUCAUCCUCCUCCUCGGCGGCGGCCAAUAAACAUUUCGGUCAGGCACCGCUUCCAUUCCCGUUCAGCUCCCUCUAUCCAACCUUCGCCGGCGGCGGUUGCUUCGCGGGUCCAACGGGAAUGAAAAUACAAGAGCGACCUUCAAUCCAAACCGCCGUGCAAACAACCGCCACCCCGGUAAGAUUUUCCGGGACUCUUUACCCGGCGGCGACCGACGAGGCUGACGAUGAUGACUGCGAAGCUGAUCACCCGGAUUUAUCGCGGAGCAACAGUGGAUUAUUGGACGAAUUAUUGCGCGAGUCUCAUUCUUUGGCGCGAGUUAACAAAAAUUAUUCUUCAGAUGGAAACGGAAAACACAAAUCUACGAUCGGAAAUCAAGAAGUGGUGUUUAGUUUUGGCCGUGAAGGUUCGAUUUUCAAACUAAAAUACUCCCUCCAUCCUUAGAACUUUACCUCUUACUUUUCAAAAAUCAAUGAUCAUAUAUUUUGAUUAAUGAUUUUAGUUACUACAUUAAUUUAUGAAUUAUUAGUCUGUAUUUCUAACGAAGAGCAUUUUCAUAUUUUCAUAUGUAGGAUCAUAAAUAAUUGGUUUAAUUAUCAAAAUAGGACUAAAAGUCACUCACUUUGCACAAAUAGGACUAAAAAAUAAACUGUGUUUUCAUACGACUAAUUAUGUGUGUCUUGAACAAAUAUACCUUUAUAGCUAUUGAAAUGUUUUAAUUCAUAAUAAAAUAAUAAUUAAUAAUAAAAAAUCGUAAAAAAUACUAAAAAAUUAAUAAAAAUAUUUCGAUAAUACUAAAAAAUUCGUAAUUUAUUUAUUUUUUUUUCAAAAAAUAAAUAAAAAUGAUUUUUUAAAAAAAAUAAAAAACUCAAAAAAAAAAAACACCGCCGCCUAUGCCACCUCUGCACCACCACCUCCAGCCAUCAGGGGAAAAAAAUGCCAAGUUCAUUACGAAUACCAUAUUUAUGGCAGAAAACAAUGAAAAUGUUGGCAUUCUCAAAGAGAAAUAUGCCAUGUUUUUGGCAUUUUCAGAAAAAAUGACAGUUUUUAGGAAAAAUGACAUUUUUUCCACCGGCCGGAGAUGGUGGUGCAGGGAGAUAGUACAGGCGGUGGGAAAGACAUCCAUAUUUUUUAAAUUUUUUUUAUGGAGUUUUACUAUUUUUUAUUAAUUUUUUUAAAAAAUAAAAAAUUAAAAAAAAAUUAUUUUUUAAUUUUUUAUUUUAUAAAUAUUUUAUAAAUGUUUUAAAUAUUUUUCUACGAAUUUUUGAUUUUUUUUUUUGAAUUUAUUAUGAAUUAAAUAUUUUAUUAACUCAUAUUUAAAGGAAGGGUAAGAAUGGAAUGAAAAAUAGAUAUGUUUCCAAUAGGACUAAUAUGAUCCUAUUUUGAAAAGAAAAACAUAGUAAGUCCUAUUUUGAGUUUUUGGCAUAGUUUUAGUCCUAUUUGGAGUAAUUUCUAUAAAUAAUUGGGUUUUUAAGAAACAAUAUUUAAAUGCUAAAAAAAGAAAUAAUGUUUAAAUGAAACUUAUAAACGAAUGUACUAUAAAUAUGCCAAUAUGCCAUUAUUGUAAGUAUUAUGUAAAACUAAACAUAAUCAUGAUGACUAAAGUUACUAUUAUAAGAAGUUAUAAUUUUGUCCAUUACCUUAAUUUUAGUAAUAUAUAAGUCAUUAUAACCGAAUAAUUUCUUAUAAAAAUAUAUAAUCAGUCAGAGUUGAGGUUGAUUGACUAAAAAUUACAAAAUGACAAAGUUCUAAAGAAUAGAGGAGUGAUUAUAUGAUGAGAAAUUCAAUCAAAUAUUCUUAGAUUCCUAUGCUCCAUAUUUUACUAACAAAUUUAAAUAUGUGAUUAAUACUUAAAUUGAAGAGGGAAAAAUCAGGAUAGAAGCAUGUAUCAUAUAUCUAAAAAUACCAGUGAUUUAGUAAUAAAAAAUAAAUGACUUAAAAUAGAACUAAAACAUGAACAAAAUUUAAUAUUAAAUUACAUAUGAUUUCUUCCAAAUACAGGACUAAUUUACUCAUAUUAAAGGAAUAAGACAUUAAACUCUCCUCAAAAUAUGAGUGAAUAAGACCUGUUUAGACUUUAUAACACUCCUAUGGACUUUUCUCAAAUAAAUUAUGACAUUGUUUAGCCAAUUUUAAUCAUACUCCUUGUGAUAUUUUCCUUAUAUGAUUACGCGUGUAAAUGAAUAGAUUGAAGUAGCAAUUUAAUUAAAUAUAUUUAUGCAAUCAAUAAAUACAGGGAAAUGGGAAGGUGGAGUUGCAGCGGGGAAGGAGAGUAAUAACAAUAGUUGUGUGAUGGACGAGGAUAUAAUGUGUUUGCUUGACGAUUUUCCGUUGGCAGUACACGUUGCUCCUGAUUGGUACGAGGAUGAAGAUGAAGACGGAAACGGUGAUCUUGUGGACGGUCCUAGUGGUGGUCAUGUCGCUAACGUUGUUAGAAAUCACAAAGAAGAUUCAAAAUCGUCAAGCACAAUCACAACCUCAGAGACGACGUUGUGCUGGAAUAACAUGCCAUGUAUUUCCUAGACUACAGAUAUCUCCUAGAAUUAGCCAUCUUGUGUGUCGUUAUUUAGGUUAUAUAUAGUGGAUGAAUAAAAAUAUUAUGCUCAAAUUUGG
Cuscuta europaea is the source of this 3566-nucleotide messenger RNA. NCBI's taxonomy places the organism in Eukaryota, Viridiplantae, Streptophyta, Magnoliopsida, Solanales, Convolvulaceae. The record is from the annotation of a GenBank genome assembly.